GUUGCUGUGGCGGAUUCUCGAAAACCCGCCUUCGCCCCUCCUCUUCCCUAAGACACUAGCACUCUCUCAGACCUCGCCGGAGACUACGAUGGCGGCGGCGGAAACGCCGGGUUCGUCGGCCUCCCCUUACGAGGAGAGGCUCCUUCAGUCCCUCGGUGGCUGUGGGUGGUGCUUCCGGGACCCCAGCAAUGAGAUCAUCCAGGAGCUACUCCGCGCCUCCCCCUCGCCGUCGCCGGAGGCCGUGGAGGCCGGGCUCCUCGACGUGGACCUGAGGCUCUUCGGCGGCAAGUCCCUCCCGGACCGCGCCGCCGCCGCCGCCGCCACGGGGAGGCGGCCUUCUUACCUCCACGGCCCCAUCGUGAUGCAGGUAGUUUCAGUAAGAGAUAUAUAUAGAAGCAGCAUUAAUGCCUCCUUUAAGAACCCACAGCAACACCGCCUUCUGCGCUUUGGUCUGACUGAUGGGAUUUCUGAAUCAGCAGCCAUAGAGUUUUCCCCAAUCCCGUUCAUUACAGAAGAUAUCGCUCCAGGUACUAAGAUUCGUCUUGAGAACAAGAUUCCAAUACAGAAUGGCAUAUUGUGCUUAAGUGCGAAAAAUGUGACUAUCAUGGGGGGAGUUGUCCAAUCUUUGUAUGAAGAGUGGCAGAUGAACCAGAAAUUCAAAGGGUUAUCUCGUCCAUCCUUGAGGUUGUCUCAAAAUGAUGAUGGAGUCGGACCCCCGCCAUUUGAGAAGUUAGAUAUUGAAGCACAUCCUAGUAGAACAUCCCAGUAUCAAGCUUAUUCUGCAGAUAAUAAGGCUAGGAAACUGGAAGUCAAUCGUGACAACGUUCCAAUUAGUUCCAGUAGCAAACCAGUUAAUGAAGGUUCAAGUGGUGUGAAUAAUGAGACUGCAGCAAGCAGGGUUGAACCGAAACAAUCUAAUUCAGAUGGAAGACCAAAAGAAGUCAGUGAAGCUGUUCCUGUUCAAAACCAAGCUGCUGCACAGAAGCUGCUGCAGAAAAUGUCCCAGGCUGCGCCUGAAGACAGAUAUGGUCGGGGCCAUAGAUUCAAGGGCAAAGCCAGGCAAGAAGAAACUCCAGUGUUUACCCUCGACGAAUGGGAGAAGCGAAAAUCCAUUGGUUUGAAGUCUGCAGCAGAAAGCUACAUCGACGAUACUAGCCGAGACGAGGAGCUGGCGAGGCAGCUCCAGGAGCAACUGGAUCUAGAAGACUCCCAUGGAGUACCAGAGAGUUCAGAUGCAGAUCGUUUGCGGAUGAGCAUGUUCAGCUUCAGUGGUCCUGAAGAAACGGGUGGCGGGAGAGGCAGUUUUCGAGGGCGAGGGCGAGGGCGGGGAAGAGGAAGAGGCCGAGGGCGAGGGCGGGGCAGGGGAAGAUUUUAGCUCAAAUCCAGAGCCCCAUAGCAUUCAGUUGUGCUGGCAGUAACAUUUGUGGUAGGAAAUAGGAUGGUGGCCUUCAAAUCAUGUUCUUAAGUUUCCUCUGGAGCUGGAGUCUGAAUUCAGAAACAACCUUGUAUGUACACUAUCAUAGAAAACUUUAAGUUUUUGUUCACAGAUACAUGGAAUGGAAUUUAGCACAUUGUUAGAAUUUCAGUUCAGAAACAUGAGCAUGGUUAGUGCUAGAUGAAUGUCUACUUUAACUGAAAUUUUACAAUGAUCUCGUAUUCUUUUCAGCUUAUAAACCAA
Oryza brachyantha (malo sina) is the source of this 1678-nucleotide messenger RNA. Its product is annotated as tudor domain-containing protein 3. The transcript has 6 exons. Gene Ontology annotation, cellular component: nucleus. Bases 89 to 1375 code for a protein of 428 amino acids. NCBI's taxonomy places the organism in Eukaryota, Viridiplantae, Streptophyta, Magnoliopsida, Poales, Poaceae. The record is from RefSeq and is a predicted model, not a curated record.